AUGCAGAGCGCUGGACUGGGAGGACUGGAGGAGUACAAUGGCAGCAUCGCACACGUAAACCUCACCUCAGUACGCAGUCCAUGGCUGAAGCAGCAGCCAUGCGAGCUGUGCUCGAUCGAGGCGCCCGGCGUUAAGGGCCAGGAGGUGCUCCGCCUCCUGUGCGACGACGCUACUAACGAGAAGGACGCCGUCACUGGUCUUAUCCGCCGCAUUGUAACGGCCGCAGAUCCUCCGGUGACGAGCGCGUUCAGCGUGCUAAACCUCAGCAAGGUGGUCGAGCUGUUCGCGGCGUGGCGGCGUGGGCUCAAGGGUGUGCCGCCGUACUACGCCGUCAAGUGCAACCCCAACCCGGCGCUGCUCGGGGCCCUGGCCGCUCUCGGCGCGGGCUUCGACUGCGCCAGCCCCGCCGAGAUGGACGCCGUGCUCGCGCUAGGCGUCGCCGCCGACCGCGUCGUCUACGCGAACCCAUGCAAGCCCGAGUCGCACAUCCAGCACGCCGCGAGCGUCGGCGUUGACAUCACCACCUUCGACUCGGUGGAGGUCGACAAGCUGACGCGCUUCCACCCGAGGUGCAGGCUUCUGCUCCGGCUCAAGGUCCCCGACGUCGGAGACGCCCUGCUUGACCUGGGCACCAAGUACGGCGCGCGGCAGGAGGAGGUGGCGCGGCUCCUGCGCGCCGCGCAGAGCGCGGGCCUGGCGGUCUCGGGCGUCGCGUUCCACGUCGGGAGCGCCGUGUCCCGCGUGGGCGUCUAUGACGUGGCCGUGGAGGCGGCCCACGCGGUGUUCGACGCCGCCGCGGCCCGCGGCAUGCCACCCAUGCGCGUCCUGGACAUCGGCGGGGGGUUCAUGGCCGGCACCGCCUCCACGUUCCAGGACGCAUGCGACGUGAUAAACUCUGCGCUGACGCGCUGUUAG
This is a messenger RNA of Miscanthus lutarioriparius, 915 nucleotides long. The record is from the annotation of a GenBank genome assembly. NCBI's taxonomy places the organism in Eukaryota, Viridiplantae, Streptophyta, Magnoliopsida, Poales, Poaceae.